AUGGCUGCUCCCACUGCCAUAAAGAAAACAGAAGUGCCGCCCGUUGUGGCCCCCGUUCCAGUCCCAGAAGUUGACGAUGAAGAAGUCAUGAUUGACGUUUCUGCCCCAAGUGAAGAAGCACAAGAAGAAUCAUCAAAAACUUCAACAAAUGAAUCACAACAAGUUGUCUUGGACGAAAGCGGAAAGCCCAAAUUCUCUGCUGCAUCCAAGUCUGGGAUGAAAGUCAAGUUGGAAUCCAGAAAAGUGCCUGUUCCGCCUCAUAGAAUGACACCAUUGAAAAGCAGUUGGACCAAAAUCUAUCCCCCACUAGUUGAACAUUUAAAAUUGCAAGUUAGAAUGAACUUGAAGACGAAAACUGUUGAGUUAAAGACUAACAAACACACCACAGAUGUUGGUGCCUUACAAAAAGGUGCUGAUUUCGUCAAGGCAUUUACAUUAGGAUUCGAUAUUGAUGAUGCUAUAGCAUUAUUGAGAUUGGAUGAUUUAUAUAUCGAAACAUUUGAGAUCAAAGAUGUUAAGACAUUACAAGGAGAUCAUUUAAGCAGAGCAAUUGGUAGAAUUGCUGGUAAGGAUGGUAAAACCAAAUUUGCCAUUGAAAAUGUCACCAGAACAAGAAUUGUAUUGGCAGAUUCUAAAAUUCAUAUCUUGGGAGGAUUCACCCAUAUUAGAAUGGCAAGAGAAGCUGUUGUGUCAUUGAUCUUGGGUUCUCCUCCAGGUAAAGUGUACGGGAACUUGCGUACAGUGGCAUCAAGAAUGAAGGAACGGUAUUAA
Lizanozyma spartinae is the source of this 771-nucleotide messenger RNA. RefSeq lists its product as uncharacterized. NCBI's taxonomy places the organism in Eukaryota, Fungi, Ascomycota, Pichiomycetes, Serinales, Debaryomycetaceae. Bases 1 to 771 code for a protein of 256 amino acids. The transcript has a single exon. The record is from RefSeq and is a predicted model, not a curated record. Gene Ontology annotation, cellular component: nucleolus. Gene Ontology annotation, molecular function: RNA binding.